AUGGCGACUGAGCUUCCGUUUCCACUAUAUUCGGGGUUCUUUCCGCAAGUGGUGCUUACAAUAGAUGAGAUUAUGCACUACCGACGUUUAGGUAAAGAACGGGUAUCUCAGUUAAUGCGCAUCAUUGACGACGCGGACUGCAUCUACCGCUGGACGGAUUUAAAGGCCCGCAACAAUCGCAUCGUUCAAAAGGCGCAGUUUUGGGAUAUCCAACUGAAUACGAAACAGCCGACAGAUGAAAUACUUGAGGCUAUUGCAAAGGUUAAGACACGAGAUGCACGACGAGCUUCGAGUUAUUUGUACGGUGACAACGUGGUGGAUACGCAGACACUAUUGACCUUUCCAACAUCAUCGGAACAAACAAAACCAAACUACUCAUAUAGAGCUGUGAAAUGGUGUCUACUUAGGAAUAAGAGAAAAGAGACAUCAACAAGGUUAGACUUUUGUUACUUGGAGUAUGCUGGUAAGAAAAAGGAUCGUUCUGCUCCUAACAGUGUCGUUGGUUUCUGCAUUCAAGAAUCAAUUGCAAAAGAUCGAGAAGUACCGACAUUAGAAAGAUAUGACAUCUUACGUGGCCAAUUUGUACGCACCGGUUUCUUGAUUACGAAGACACGCCAAACAAAUAUAUUAAAAGUCACUGCUAUUGCACAAGUGGAUGGUGCUUUGGAAUCGGCAGCUGUGAGGGUGGCAAUGGAGGAAAUUAUGGUCAAUUAUGUUACAGCUGUGCAUCGUGUUAAAGGAUUGUUAGAACGCCAACGGAUGGGGAGAUUGCAGUAUCUAGACGAAUGGAACUGGGUGUCCUCAAAGGAGCGUAAGGCAUGUGCUGUUUGUCUACGUAGCUUUUACUUUCAUCGGAAAUAUCACUGUACCACGUGUGGUGAAGUCGUAUGUUCGACAUGUGCGCCUUUACGAGAGCUGGAUGAACCACUAAAUGAACAUACACAUUCGUUGCGCGUUUGUUCUGUUUGUAUGGCACAAGCAGGUAGUCGCGCAAGCACCAGCAUGUUUUCCGGAGUUACUCGAAGCGAAGAUGGUUUUUUUGAAUCCACAACACAGACGACCAAUAUAAAUACAGACACCUACAUGAAUGGCUUACGCUAUCCGAAGCAUCGAGAACUACCGAAGGAAGAAUCGCUGCAUCAUUCAACUCUACGGUUCACACCAGAGCAUUCGCUUUGGCAUUUCUCGGGCUCUAGUCACAGCAGUAAUCACCACGAUGGAUACAAACGCGAGUCUGACGGCAACUUACAAUACCAGCGCACAUCAAUCGAGUCUAUACCGAGGGGACGAAAUUCUACGACUUUGCAGAAUUUAAAACUGACCUCACGUGCAGUGUCGACUGAAGCGAAAAGAAAAGCCGUAACACGACUGGUUGAGAAUGUGAGACAGAUUUGUGACACGAUUAAUGUGGCGAUUCUGGAGGCAGAGGAAGAAAAUGAACGUCAUAGUAUGAUGCUUCAGAAUGGUCAAAGAGACGACAUCGAAGCAGAGCGGUAUGAUGAACUUUAUGAUUGUUUAAUUAAAAUUAGAGAAUUGCUGGACACCUCUAGCUCGGACAUCGAUGAUGCACUUGUGUCAAUCGGUGGCAAUAAAUUAAGGCGUCCGUUAUUGGAUCACUCGAAUGGAGCCCUCGCUUUGAGUUUCACGAAAGAUGUAAACAGCACGCAUUCUAGUGAGUCGAAAAGUGACAGGCUUGAGCUUCAUUCGCCACGAUCUUCGCUUCUUUCAGCCUCAGCUCGAUCGCUGGACCACCAAAAUGCGGGCGAGCCCUUGCCAUCACCAAGACCGACACAGCUAAACGUUGCGGACGACUCGCGUCUGUUAGCACAGGCAAUUCGAUGGGCCCGUCAACCCGAACCAACUGUCAGCACUCACUUGAAUGAACCUGCAUCCUUACUAAUUGAACCUGCUGUCGCAAACUUGAAGAGUCCAAGGAUUGAACGACUUGCACGAAAAAUCGGUCGGCUUUGCCAACGCCUCGAGACUGUGCAGCGUGAGAUCGAUAUCCCACUCGUUAGAGAAAAGAAUACUGAAGACGAACCGGAACCUGAGAACCAAGUGACGUCUGAUUUUGUACAAAAGCCACAUCAAGCGAUUGCGAGUACGUCAAUAAAAUGCGGAUCUUCUGGUCCUCGAGCUCCUCCCGAUCUCGUGGCCAGUUUGCGUGGCGUGAUGAACUCAAGUGAGCUGACGCAUGCGCCUCCGCGUCAACGAACUGCACUGUCAUCUUCAGCGAAUGAAUCGUCCAAAAUUAUUUCCCCGUCAGGAAACCCAAAGAGAGCGCCACCCCCUCCAUGUCCAGCGGUACCUCCAGCACUCCCAACUUUCAGCUCACGCACAUCUGCGUCUCGAGCGUUGACUCCCCAUCAAGGGACUACCAUCUAUGUACAUGAACCUCAAGAUCAGCUCCAGAGAGUUCGACGCCGCGGUCUUGACAAACCUUUUCGAAUGACUAUCGUCGCAAAAUCAGAUCUUAAUCCUGUUCAGAGCCGAAAUGACCACGGAGAACAAGUCAAUAUAGCUAGUCUGGAUGAAGAACAAGAAGAUGCACGAAAUCAUGGAGAAUCUACGGUACCACCGCGAUCAAAUUUUAGAUUUUCUCGAUACGGGGAUCGCGAAGGAAGUGAAAAAUUACGUGAAUCAAUAGAAGAGAUGGCUAAAACGCCAUUGCGCAGCCGUUGUGCGAGUGGACAGUCAACGGGAGCACCGCCCAGUGAGAAAUUUGACAUUUAA
This is a messenger RNA of Plasmopara halstedii, 2733 nucleotides long. RefSeq lists its product as hypothetical. Bases 1 to 2733 code for a protein of 910 amino acids. The transcript is spliced from 2 exons. Lineage: Eukaryota; Oomycota; Peronosporomycetes; Peronosporales; Peronosporaceae. Gene Ontology annotation, molecular function: metal ion binding. The record is from RefSeq and is a predicted model, not a curated record.